CGGAUUCCUGUGGACCUUGACUAUAAAACCUUCCGCGCGUGCGCAACGAGGCCAAAGCCGUGCAGUCGAGAAAGUAGAGCCGUUUCCGAAGUUCCGAGCGACGAGUCCCGCUGCCUCGACACUACAGAGCCGAGAGGACCAUGGAGGAAACCCAAGGGAAGAAGAGGGGGCGUAAAAGUUUGACGCUGUUUGUUUUCGGCUGCCUCGCUGUGGCGGCGACCGCUGGGACAGACCAAGUCUUACCACCACGAAAUGUGUCGCUGUCCUGGAUUACAGACUUCCGUCCGAAUAUAUCAUGGAUACCACCAGAGAAUUUCCGGGAAGGCUGUCGAUAUCGUUGGUAUUCAAAACAUCUGGGCCGAGAUGAACCAACUUCAAGUCUGUUUUUGGAUGCCAAGUGUUUCCAAUGGACGACAGAGAAAGGAGUUUUGGAUUUUUCAGUUCAAACUUUGUGUAAUGGGACGAUGAGUGAACCUGCUGAGCUCCAUAUCACCUAUCCAAACCUGGUGAAGAAUGUUCAGUGUGUAAUCCACGCCACCAGUCUAACUAACUGCUCCUGGCAACCAGCCACUCCUGUUCCAGACCUCCAGUUUUACUACUGGUUAAUGAAACAGGGUGGAAAGGCUUGUGAACCUGAUUACCAUUUGGAAAUGUGCUCUACCUAUGUGUACAAAGACGGUGUGAAGACAGGCUGCCAUGUGCCCAGUGAUGACAACACUGUAGACAUGUACCUCCUGUUCAACGGAACGAUAAAUGGCACAGUUGUCAAAAAUGUCUUUACUAUUAGCAUGAUCAACAACGUUAAGCCCCCCGCUCUUAAUUGGACAGCUAUUAAAAAAGGGGGUGAAUUCAAGAUCACAUGGGAUCCUGUUGACAUCAAGAGCAUACGUCACUGGUGCUACAAUCUGAGUUACACUGAGUGUGGUGAGAAGAAAAAUAAGACAGGUGGUGAUUCAAUAACACUGAAAGUUGUCCCAAAAUGCCGAUACACCAUGACUAUGAAAGCAGUCAAGGGAAAAUGUGAAGACAAGGGCACAGCAGAGAGUGAAGAAAGUGAUGAGAAGAUCUUUGAGGCGGAGAUGAAUCCUGCCUUAUUUGCCAUCAUUUUGAUCCCGGUGAUGUUCUCCAUCUUGGCAGUCGUGGCCCUUGUAUGUUUCAGGAAGCACAAACCAAAGCUGUUCCCAAAAAUACCAAAAGUACCUCCUAACUUCAUGGACAUUUUAGACAACAACAAUGAGAGGAGCACUAACCCGAGUGUCCUGUCGAAGAAGGAAGAGGAGUGUGAUAUUGCCCUGGUGAUAGAGGACCAGCCUGCCAGCCCCGAGUCCUGAUUCACCUAUCUGUCCAACAGAAAACAGGCCAACACUGCGUCACUCUUCAUCCCCUCCCUCAGUGCUCGCCAGCGGGUGAACACCAACCUGGAUAGGCAACAUCGGCAAAAUUAGCACUGAUGGGUUUUUUAUGUUCACUUCUCUGUGUUUAUGUUGGUAAAUUCAGUCAGUUUUUAGAUUAUUGUGGAAACUCACUCAGAGUCAUAUCAGCUCUAUGAGUGGACGUACUCUUAUCAUUCCACUUUGGUCUGCACAAGUGCAAAAAAUGGUCAUAGUAUAACACUGGUAAUAUUUGCUGUGUAAUAUUGUGAAGCCCAGCACCCUUGCUGUGUAUUGUAAGAAAUGCCAUGAAAUUUGCUGAAGGUAGUUAACCUACUUAACCAAGUUCACACUUGCUUGAUAAUAUGGGCCUACAGUACAGGCUAAAAUAUAGACCGCUGAACAACACAUGCUUUUAGGACAUUUAAUUUCAAAAGCAUAAGCACUACUAUGGAGUUGUUGCUCCCUUUGCUGCUACAACAGCCUCUGCUCUUCUUUCCACUGCAUUUUGGAGCAUCUUCAUGGUUCCCUCGCCAAACUGUUCAGUUCUCUAGAAAUUCACUGUCCCCAGUAGCAUUAAUUAACAGCCCUUCUCUGGAAUCAAGGGCCCGAGCCCAUCCCAUUAGCCUGUGUAGCCUGUUUAUAAAUUAGCCUGUUUCUGUGUAAAUGUGAGUGUGAUGUUGAGGUGGAGUUUGUGUUUUGGGGCAACAUGUACACCACCGUCUUGCUGCUUUUGUCUUUCCACUGUCUAGCAAAGGACCUGUGACCCUCCCAAGACUGUUACGUGAAUGAUGAAAAAGACUGUGUCUUUUAAUAAUUCAUUUUAUUAUAAGAACAGCGAGCCAGCGACUCAGGCCCCAACUGCUGAAUGUACCCCGGUUACUGAUAGUCAUUAGUGGGGCUGGAGAACCUACAGAAAGGACUGCUGUGAUCAGUAGGCACCCUGUCUAACAAUCAGAAACCUGUCCUUCAUGAACUGGGCCUUUUUGGGGCAGAAGGCCAGUGAGCUAAAUUUCCCAUUUUACUUUAUAUGACUGUAUAUUUUUAUGCUUCUGUUGAGGGCAGUAACACAAGGUAGUAACACAAGGUACAUCAAAGGGAAUCAUGAGCACCGAAACACUGAGAUCAAGAUAGAUCACAAUAGUAAUACAGCUACUAAUAAUAUAAAAAACAGCCGAUAAUGUAGAAAAACUACAUUUAAUAAAUACGACAAAGUAAGCAGUGUACUAAACUCAAUCCCUAAGAUUAGAUAAAGGGUCUAGUAAACAGAAGAAUGACAGUAAAUCCAUCUCUGUUCACUGAUAAACCAUGGCAGCAACACAAAAGGAAUACAUUCCAGCCAGUGUUUACAUCACAGCGCGCAUACAGGAAGUCAGACAUGUACAUAAUGUAUUUUUCUCAGUUACUCAUUUAAUCAGUCAUUUACACAUGCAGUGUAUACUGUAGUAACACUUUUUAUCUUGGUGGACAGUGAUUCAACUUCUUACACUUUACACCCUCUUAUUAAAUCAAGGUUCAGUUGUUUCCUGAUGGCACUUGAGCGCUACAUACAUCGCAGCGUUUCUCAAGAUGCAUCAAAUGAAAAGCUUCACCAGUUCUCUGUGAAUAUCUGCUGUUGAAGAUACAGAAUGUUUUGAUGGCAUCUCCAGUUUUCAAGUUUACAUAUCAGCUUGGCUCCAAAGGACUGAAAAGCAUGUAGCUACAGAAGGUAUGGCUGUCAUUUUCCUCUCAUGAUAGUUUGUGGGUUGAAAUGAAUGUUUGAUCAUGACUUAUGUGAAGGAGUAGCCUGUUACAAUUGCUGUGUAUUACUUAAUUUUGUUGUUUUUUUAUUCCAAUGUGGGUGCUACGCUGUUAUUCUGAAGCCGGCACAGUUGCCAGAGAAAAAUGCUAAUGUUUUACAAAUCUGCAAAGCAAAGAUACGCUGAAAUGUCAUGGUUUCAAGUUUUGUGAGAGACGUUGCCUCUGUACAGGGUAUUUUUGGUUCAGAAACAAUAGCAUUUGAAUGAAUGUGUUGGUUUGCACAAAUGUAAAAUAGCAACACUUGAUUCUGGCAGAUGGGUUGCAGCCGACACCCCAACAGUCUGGAAAAUGACCCAGCAUUUGCCUGAAAGCCAGUGUUAAGAGCAAGUUAAGAAGCUGCAUAUAACAAACUGGCCAAACGGUUACAUCAGUGAUUGCAUCACCAAAAUAUCUUGUUGGCCUCUUUACCUAUGCAAUUCUGUCCUGUUGCACAAUCAUUAAAUACAAAAAAAUAAAACACUGUGGACCUUCGACUGGCCAUCUCAUUUACUUACUUGACAGCUUAGAUGGAGCUCAGUAAAGCUUGAUUUAACUUCAGACAUAUGGGAAGUAAGUCCAAGUCAGCAACUACACUUUAGGAACAAGCCCCCCCCCCC
Myripristis murdjan (pinecone soldierfish) is the source of this 3766-nucleotide messenger RNA. RefSeq lists its product as uncharacterized. The record is from RefSeq and is a predicted model, not a curated record. The coding region runs from base 141 to 1331 and encodes 396 amino acids. Gene Ontology annotation, molecular function: cytokine receptor activity; protein binding. Lineage: Eukaryota; Metazoa; Chordata; Actinopteri; Holocentriformes; Holocentridae. Gene Ontology annotation, cellular component: external side of plasma membrane. Gene Ontology annotation, biological process: cytokine-mediated signaling pathway. The transcript has 10 exons.